AUGUUAGUUGCAAGCAAAGGAAUUCUUGUAAAGUGUGAUCCCUCAAUAAAAGCACUCAUAAUCCAAAUAGACUCAGCUACUCCUGGAAUUGUUUUGGAGGAGUUGGAUGAUACACAUUUAUUGAUACAACAAGAUAAAGUGGAAACUGUCAAGAAUGAACUAAACAAAAUGUUGUCCAAGAACAUCUACAAUCCAUUUGAAGAAGAAUAA
Messenger RNA from Lodderomyces theae, 210 nucleotides. Its product is annotated as TFIIH complex subunit. NCBI's taxonomy places the organism in Eukaryota, Fungi, Ascomycota, Pichiomycetes, Serinales, Debaryomycetaceae. Gene Ontology annotation, biological process: transcription initiation at RNA polymerase II promoter; transcription by RNA polymerase II; nucleotide-excision repair. The record is from RefSeq and is a predicted model, not a curated record. The coding region runs from base 1 to 210 and encodes 69 amino acids. The transcript has a single exon. Gene Ontology annotation, cellular component: transcription factor TFIIH holo complex; transcription factor TFIIH core complex.